Molecule: messenger RNA, 9763 nt
Organism: Paramuricea clavata
Lineage: Eukaryota; Metazoa; Cnidaria; Anthozoa; Malacalcyonacea; Plexauridae
Source: the annotation of a GenBank genome assembly
AAACAACGGGAAGUGAUGCAUUAAAUAUAUUUCUUGAGUGGGCAAUGCAUAUUAGUAUUCACAGCACAUAGCACGUUUAUCAUCCUUUAUCGUCGCUCAGAAUCGAAGGUAAGCCACGAGUAUAUUUUAUAUCUUACUAAAAACGUUUCGUAGAUAUUUACCAAUGUGUAAAUGUGUACAUUAACAUAUAUUUUAUCACUUUAUCCUUUCAAAUCCGGUUUAUGAUCAAAGCGUUUCUAUAUGCAUGAUUAUGUCAUCGUAUAAAUAUGGCGCUGUAUAAUGUGGUACAAGUCUGAUAGUCUACGGUUGUAAGACCCUGACUAUUCUAUGUUUGUAACUUUGACGGGUGUUUUUCGAAGACUGAAUGUGUUCGCCUUAGGUAUUUUGACGUCUGUGCACAAGACGUUUAUAUGAAGUAAUCUUCAAGCGCCCAGACCAUUGUCAAAGACACGUUUGAGAGCGUGCUAGAAAUAUCAAGCCUUCAAAAUGUCCAAACCUAAGGCUAAGCUUCUGAGCAAACUGUGAUCAAUAUUUUCGAUCAAUUAAUGAGCUUUAAGCCUGUAAUAGAACGGUACGUAUUUCACAUAUUUCGAUGUGAUCUAUAAAAUCCUGUGUCUUUAAUGGUGGACAUAAAGGAAACAUCAUUAUUAUCAUUAAUUGUAAGACUAUCAAUGUAGAUUAUCAAUGUUACAUUUAGUACUAAACUAGUAGAUUCUGGUCAUGCUAGCUGGUUAAAUUCCCUUAACCAAUUUAGGGUUAAUGGCUGAAAGUCAGGUUGCUGAUGACAGCGAAAUUAAGGCACUCCGGUCACAUAGUCUAGAACACUAGCCAGUGAAUAGUUUGAGGGGAAAAAUUGUGUUCCUAGAAUAGUUUCUUGAAUCUUAUUGAGUAACUAUUUGUAAAAGUUCGGCUGUGUUCGAGUUGAAGAUGUACAAUAAUCCGAACCUAUUACAUCAUCACUUUAUUGUUAAGCAAGCCCUACCCGCUCUGAAGGGGAAGUUUUUGGGAAGUUGGAAUCAGUAGAUAUGUAAUUGUUUCCUUAUAUAGACAUAACUAGUUCAUUCCGAAUACGAACACUCUGGGUUCCUAAUGAUAAUAUGGUUUACUCGCAGAUCGCUCUUGUAGAUUUUAACUUGGUAGUUAUAAGCUCAAAACUAAAAGUAUCAUAUACUAAAAUGUUCUAUAUAUAUAUAUAUACUAAAUUACGUAUUUACGUCCAAACACUUGGAGCAAAUUAUACUUUUCCCUUGUUCCUUGUUUUACUUGAAUUUGAAUAUGUUAUAUAGGCCACAUGCACUAAAAUGACUUGUAUUUCAAGACCACUUCCCAACUCUAAUGUCUUGAAACCAACCACGUUCGGCGUUCCAACUUUUAAUAAUUACAUUUACAUUAUUAUGCAGGGAUGAAUGUGUUCCUUAAAUUUUUUUAUUUCUUUAUUAAAAUCUUUUUCUUCUAAAACGCCUAAAUAUAUAACUGAAUUAACAGUGAUGGAACCUACAAGAAGGAACCUACUAGACACGACACGGCUUUUGCUCAGAGCCCUACUAGUACUCCCUAGGACCGGCUACGUUAUGAACAAUUAUGUAUUAACUAGGUUAUGAACAUUCAUGUUAGUAAUACCAAUAUACAAAGACAUUUUAAGUCGCACGUUUCUCCUAUUCUAAUAGUUAUUCAGUGAACACGUGGAAAUAAAUAUCUACUUAUGCGUUGAAAGCUUGUAAUAUGAAGUCGAGACAUCAUUUCUCAAACGAGGAAGAAAAUUUAAUAUAUAACAUUGUGAUUCGGGAUGCAAAUAAUUGAUAAAUGACGUCAUUCUGCCCAAAAAUACUCGAAAGCGGAAAAAAUUUCCGUUGAGCGGAAGUUUUUGUGGCAACUUGGGAGAAUUUAGUUGGAAUGAAGAUGAAUCACAAAAAAACUUAUAAGAGAAAUUAAUUAAUCCGCUUUGAUUUCAAGGUCAAUUGUCUUUUCAGUAAGCCUGUGCAUGCUGUUUUGCAAACUGAUGGGUACGCUCGAUUGGCAUGUGUAUAAACUAAACAGAAGAUGACGCUUUACUUUGAUUGUCAUACAAAUUCUCCUAAGCUUUGACUUAAAUCUUGCCGAUUGCGGCGUUAUUGCGGCGUGCAUUGUGGUCAGGUUAGGGUAAAACCCAUGCAGAUUAAAAGAGUUGUAUGUUUAUUAAUGGUCACAAGUCUGACUUCAGCUUUGCAGUCGUCUAUUGUUUGCGUCCUGUAGGGGGAACCUAGCCUCAGUUUUAUUGUCAUUAACCUCUAUGAUCGUUACAGACCGCCGAAUAUCAUUCUAUGAACAACAUCGCAUUGUAUUACAUGGUAUGUGACAACGUUUUGGAUUAUAUUUUAUUUUAGAUCUGUUUUAUUAAAUUAAUUUAAUCGUACUUUUGUUUGUAAAAAUGCGUGUUUCCCAAAAUGCUAUCAAUAUUGCCACGAGUUUUUGCAAUUGUUUUUUUUCUUCUUUAAAAUAGUCAAAUGAUCUGUAGUGCCCGAAUUAAGACAUAUACAAUACAAUAUUUAACAGUUAUAAAUCAAGCACUUGAGAAACUGUGCCAGAGUUCGGGUAGUAUUACAUUUGGUGCAGAGAAUUUUGAAUGUUGUUGCAUUUUAUAAGCGCGGAAAUUAAUAGUGACUUAGAAGGGUAGAUUUAAAUGGUUGUAACUAACGCGGAAAUUAUAGUAACUUAGAACUAGAAGGGUAAAGAUUUUAAUGAUUUAAGGUAGCUCGAUAUAUUAAUCCACGCAAAAUCCCUUGUACAAGAAUCGCGUAAAAGAAAAACAAAACAUUACACUAUAUGAACAAGCCCGCGUGACCAUUCGUGCCCGCGGGAAUAUUAUCAUUAAUUUUUUUUUUAAAACAGUGCGCUAUAUAAAUUUCAUUAUUUCGUUUGGUGACCUAUGUUGAAAUUUUGCGCCAAAAAUAAAAAGUUCUGUAAUGUCAAAAAAAUUAUUGACUGGAAACGACAUUUUUGCGUUUUUUAAAAAAUGGCAUUAGAGAUUUUUUUAUAUUUUGCUUAUUGUUGGUCUAUACUCCAAGUAAAAUAGUGCAUGCACAAAAAGAAUAAUGGUGGUCACCGUGCUUUUUUCCAACUACACAAAGCAAUUGGCUAUUUCAGAGCGAAUUUCGUACGCAUGUAUUCAUGCCAUAGCAACGAACUAUAUGUUUUCCAUAACUAACAUAUAAAUUUGAAAGUUGAAACAUCAUAAUAGGUGAACACCCUGAUAUCUGCUGCAUAAAACCUAGAAUACGACGUUUAUAUAACUGUUAUAAUGUAUACUGCAUGUUAUAUACACCUGAUGUUUUUAAAAACUGUAUCGCGUCACCUUAUUAAUCGACCACGUCAAAUUUCAGUUUGUAAGCAGUUUGUUAGCUAAAUACCCUGCCUAGCCUUAUGUCUUGAUAUGUUGGUAAUAUAUGACGAAUCUAAUAAAUAUAUUUUACUAGUAAAAGAUAAUCGUUUUUGAGUAACGCGGCAACGGUAGAUUCGCCCAACACAACACAACGCCAUACUGACAAUACAAUUUCCAAUAAAUUUUCUGUUCAUAACUGAGAAUAUAGAAAAAAUCUGAGCAGAAUAUAUAGCCUAUUUAUGAAUAAAUUACUUCUGGACGAUAUAAAACUAAACAAAACUAAACUAAAAGCGAAUAAAAAUAAAGAAAUAAAAGCUAUUAUAAAAUCAAAGACAUAAUUAUACCUUUCAAAUGAAACUGAAAAAAUAAUAUUUCGAGUGGAAUGUGUAUACAAUCCCUAUAUCUCGCGCUCCACUGUACUCGACCAGUAAUAUACACCCUCGUACACCUAGACUUGCCACAAGUCGACCAUGGGGGAGGGAGGGCGCGGGGGAGGGAACGUGCGACCGGAGCGACGAAGUCGCGAGUGGUCGACUUGUGUCCCUUGCAGGAAUUUAAAUCGCAUUAAAAAUUUUGGCGCGAAUAAUUUUGACAUAAAAGGGGUGUGUACAUUUCAUGCAAUUACUUUACUGCGCUGACAAUGGGUCUACAAAAACACAAAAACAUUCUCAAGAAUUGAUAUAUUUCUUUGUCGUCGAAUGAAACAGUUUGCACCAAGUGUGGAAACGAAAUAACUGACCCAAGUAUUAAGCGCCGAAAGCUGUUCAAUGACAAUAUAUCAACAAAAACAAGCGUGCAUGUAAUAACGUAUUGAAUCUGGACAGUUGUUUGUCUAACAAUGUGCCGUAAUUGUGUCGACAAGAAUAGUAAUUUAUUAGACUUAUUAUAGAAAGUUGAUUCAGUUCGCCAGCGAUUUAACGUAGUAGAAGUUAAUCUAAUUGAAGAGAAUCAGACAAAUGUACGUAACCAAGAAGCAGAGCCAGAGGCGGCGAUUGUGAUCAACUAGAAGACGUCGCUAGAGUUCAAAAUCCAGUAAAAAUACACGUUGUUUUCUCAGCAAACGAAUUUGUAAUAAUCAGUAAUCGAGAUCAAGAAACCCAAACUAAACCUGAAACUAGUGAGGAAAUUUUAGAAUCAUCAGAUGCAUCUUCGGUGGCAGUAUUAAAGUUUAUUUCUACACCCUGUACUUUAUACUCAAUGUAAUGUUUGUUUGUGUAUUUUCACAUGGUUUUUGUGUUCUACAAAAUUGUAAUUACAUUGUUUACUCUGUUUGCUUCAAUAAUACACAUUUGUUCAACAAAAAGCCUGAGAAUAUAAUGUUAUUUUUAGACUCCUUCGAUAAUGACCGAUAAACAUUAACCGCUUCGGCAAAUCGGCAAUGUAAACAAUGACGUCACCGGUGGAUUUCCACCGGUGAUAUUUGGCGCGCUGCAAGUGACAAAAGUCCUUUCCACAGAGGAAGUGAAGCGCGCCAUAGAAGGGCCUGGAAAGGACUUUAGAAAGUCUAUCGUACACCGUGCACUUGCUCAUUGGCGUCUUCCUAUAUGUUAUGGUUUAUGCCCUCAUGAGUGUCGUACUUGACAAGUUGGCACCUCAGAGGAUGAAUUUCGUGUUUGUCCGCAUGCAUGACUCCAGAUUCGAAUUCUCGGGCAUUGGCUUAUUGUCUGUUGUUUGGUGUGACAAUGUAACAUUUACAUUGAUUGCAAAAACUAUAUAUUUAGUAUCGCAUAUAUAUAUUACUAUAUAUAUAUAUAUAUAUAUAUAUAUAUAUAUAUAUAUAUAUAUAUAUAUAUAUAUAUAUAUAUAUAUAUAUAUAUAUAUAUAUAUAUAUAUGUGGCCAAAGUUUCUUGAAAUCCACUGUAAAGCUAAUGUGAAAGUGUUCUUCAUUAUCAAUAGAAUUUUAAGAUGCUAGCAAGUCACACAUUCAAACCGAGAGCUCAAUAUAAACAAGGUGUGUAUUAGUUGUAUUAUAAACAUUCAUAACUUAAUGAUUUGUGACGUAUUUUUGUGACAUAAGUCAUAAAUUUGAAACCUGAUGCAUGUCAUGAACGAGUUGCAAUCGCGCGGGGGUAGAACGGAAUACAAUAUAUAUACUUAAUAUAUUGUUCUCAAAUAUUUCUAGUUAACUGCAAAGAGCCUACAACAAUUGAGAUUCUAGUAAGAUUCUUCUGUUUAAAUGCAUGCCCUCCAUAUGCACUUAAUUGGAGAAUGUAUAGAAAGCUAGUACCUACUGUAUUCUUAGCAGAAGUAUUCGUAUUAUUACCAGAAAUAUCAUAUUAUUACCAGAAAUAUUCAUAUUAUUACCAAAAAUAUUCAUAUUAGUACCAGAAAUAUUCAUAUUCAAACUAGUUUAAAACCCAGUAUUCAAUAUAAUUUCUCUUCCAGCCCCGAAAUUAUAAUGUAUAGUAUCGAAUCCCUUUCUAUAUUUUAAUGCUUGGAUUCGUACAUUAAAGUUUUGAUCCUGUCAGAAAAUUGUGUUCUAAAUUCCAAAUGCGGCCGGUGCUCGCUGAACUCCCUUUCCUGAACUCCCUUAAUCUUUGCAAAUACUAAAGAUUUUCGUAUUAUCACCAUGCAGAGUAUUAUUUGGUAUCCAGUUUUUUAGUGGUUUGCAAUUAACCCCUUGAGAUUUAUAAGACAAAGAUAUGGCGGUCGUCUUGAAGAAAAACACACUCCAAAUACAAUAGCUACUGGUGAUUUAUUCUUCUGUUAUGACGUUCCUCCAACAUGGCCACCAUGACGUCAAGUGCAAACCAAGAAUAUUACUUGACGUCUAGGGGCGAGGACAUUUAGAACUGCUAGCGCUAUUUUUCAGGAAGAGGUUAGGCGUGACAAAACGUAACAAAGCAACGGUUUUACUAAUACUAACCCUAAUCCUAACCUUAACCUAACCCCACUCCAAGUUUGUUUCUAAACCAAUCUUGAAAAGAAAAAUUCUGACGAGAUGUCAUUCUGAGGUCAGCGAACUAACCUUUCCCCAGCCUAGACCUAGGCCUUUACUCGGAUGGCUUUGGUAGGUCCUAGUCCCAGUCUUCUCAUGUAAAAAGCGCUGAAUAUUAAAAAAAAAAAUAAUAAAAAUAGAAGGCCCAGGUCUAGGCUGACCUUUAAUGAGCCUUAAUUAAGUUUGUAAGUUUGCAUGGCGAUAAAAUAAUAGAUAUUGUGGUUUGUGGAAAUAUUAAGUUCUUUGUAUGUUUGCAUGGCGAAAAAUAUAAUAAUUUUGUUUGUGGAAAUAUUAUUAGCACUUGCUUCAAAGCUUAGCUAAAUUUUGUAAAUGAAUUUUCAUAAACGAGUUCAAUAAAGUUCUUGCUGGUACAAAACGGCUCUUUUUACGAUCCUCUGUAAUUUAAUAGUUUGCAUUUUUGUUUCAGCAAAUCAUGCAGGUCCCAUACUGGCGGCGAGAACAUCAAUUUAUCUUUGGGAAUUCUUGCUUGAAAUCUUAGAAGACCCCGAGUGUGCGUCAAUCGUCCGCUGGACGGACAAAGCGAAGGGAGAAUUUGAAUUUUUGAAUAUUAGCGAGGUUGCAAGACAAUGGGGAAUUGUUAAACGACGUCCGAAUAUGGACAAAAUUAAAAUGUGCCGAGCUAUGAGGUAUUACUACAAGAAAGAUAUAAUACAAAAGGUAAGUACUGUAAAGAGGAGUUUAUCCCAUAUACCCAAGUGUGUGAUCAAUAAAUACUCUUUCCCUUGAUGAGUGAAAUCUUCUGGUGUUAGGUUUAAUAAAGUUGGGCAAAUCAGGUCACUCGACCAAUCCCUAUUCAAUGAUAAUACAGUAUAUAGAUUUUGCCCACAUUGUUUCUUUCCAAUUAGGAGCCAUGAAACAAGUACUCUUAAAAUGACAACACAAAAUUUAACUGGGACUUGUUAUCAUUUGCUUUUGCGCAACUCUUUUCACGUCCUUAAGACUCGUGCAACAGAUCUUUUCACGGUUUUUGCAAAUUCCUAUUUAGUUAAAUUGCAAUUGGUGGUAAAAUGUUAUAAAAUAAGGAUAUAUGGCCUUGCAAAGUUUACACAUUUUAAAUGUUUUUAUGUUGCGGAAGUGAAUAUUUGCCUACCCGGGGAAAACAAUGGAUUCCAUCAUUCCACAAUAUAAAAGUAUCUAAAAGGCCAUACUAUCUUUACGCUGCAAUAUUUUACCACACAAACGUUGCCAUUUUACUAGUUUUAAUGUGCUCUUUUUUCAGCUGUAGUGUUGGAUUUUCAUUUCUCUGCCUAAAUAAGAAAUUGGAAAAACUGUGAAUGAAAAGGUCUAUUUUUAUCGUUUUUGAAAAACUCUCUCGUGAAGGUUUUUUUCUUCUUCAAAUUGCACUUAGAGCUGUGCGCCGGAGCCGGAGCUCCGGCAUAUUUUGCCGGAGCCGAUGCCGGAGUCGGAAAACUCCGGCAGACAAAAUUACGAAAAAUUAUUUCAUAUUUCAACGAACAUUUGGCAUUAAAUGGGAAAAUUAAGUUGCUGUUUACUAAUAUAUUACUAUUUAUAUGUUGUUUUACUAUAUAUUACUAUGUGGUUUACUAUUAAUAGUGUUGUAAAAAGGUUUUUAAAAAAGAUAAAGUCUAAAAUUACACUGAAAUACUUUCGCCUGCUUCCACUUUUAAAUAUGGAAUUUCCUUAAACAUUUCUUGCCGGACCCGGAGCCGGAGUUUGACUGCCGGAGCCGGAGCUAAAAUAACCGGAGUUUGCACAGCUCUAAUUGCACUCGAUGCCACACUACUAUACCUAUAUUUUUUAAAAUUGCACUCGAUGCCAUACUACUGCCCAUACAAAUUUAUGUAACAAUAUGUUGAUAAUUUUAUUUCCAGGUAAAAGGAAGGCAUUUUGUUUAUAAAUUCCUUCAACUUCCAUAUAACCAUCCAGUUUUACCAUCACCGUCACCACCACCUCAGGAGUUCGCGGAAAGGCGAUCCGUAAUUUGCUAUACUUCUUCAUGGAGCGGCGAGUGAUAGCCAAUCAUUUGACGAGAAUCAUUUGCUCGUUUGAAUUUGAAUUUCGCCAUCUUUGGUGGUGCAUUAAUUAUCGCUUGACGGUUAUGCUACCAAAUUGAAACCAGUGGUUUUUGAACUGAAAGCAUUUGGCUAAGAACAGACUAGCCUUUUCAGAUUGUAAGCUUGUAGACAUUCACUUUAGCAGACUAGUAGAUUUUUGUAGCAUUUAGCGCUUUUAAGAACGCCAGCGCAUGUAUGCUGGGAUUUCUACAAUAUUGAGUAUCUUCUUGUAUCUAGUAUCACUGGAAAUUCUUUUCAAAAUCCUUACUAAGGAAAUAAAAUGGAUCCUAGUUAGAAAUAGUAUGAAAACCCAAUGUCCAUACUAAAUGCCGUUUCCAUACUUUUCAUUACUGUGCUUUUUCCAGUGUUACCACCAAGUUACCAUAUUUAUCAUGUACUUUCAUAGGCAAAAUUAUUUACCAAGGUCACAGGGUCUGAAAUUUGGUGUAUUCCGAUAUUGGUCUUGGUUACCUACUGUUUUGGUUUGGUUUUGGUUACACAAAGGUCGAGGCAGAUUUUCAAUAUUUUUCACACAAACAUUAUGGGAGAUCGGAAUAAUUAUAUCAUACUUCCUCAACUGUCAUUAGAGACAUGUAACAAAGUCAAAUAUACUUUGUUGUUGCAUACAGAAUGGCGUAAUGUACGCUCAAAUUUUCCAUUUUUACGGAAUUUUGAGGAAUAUGAAAAACGCAAAUUCAGGAUCCCAGCAACACAAUCCAGUCUGCAGACUGGAUACAAUAAAAUUUCAAAUCAAUUAGGAUAACAUUAAAUGUCUCCAUGCAGUGGUCUUCCAAUAACUUUUUAACAUUAUGGGUGUAUCACCUUGAAAAUAAACCUGCCUUUGAUUUCCACAUUAAAAACUAGAAGUUUCUUAUUAUAAAUGCAUGUGCAUCAUGAGUCUCCUAUUGCCAUUGUAUUUCUAACAAUUAGAGACAUCUACUGUGUAUUAUUUAUUUGAAUUGGUCAAGAUCAGUGAUGCCAAAACGUGUGGUAACCAGGAUCCAAAAGUGGAACACUGGAUUCUCAGGGGGGGGGGGGGAUACUAGAAUCUUGAAUGAUCACAGCGGGAUACGAACCGAUGUCAGACCCAGUAAUUACGUAUACCCAUGGUAACUCGGUUAAUUUUAAUUUGAUACUGUUUGCUCAUAUAGUCUGCUCGUCAGUUUACAAACUGUUUUAUACCUUAAAAAAUUUAUAUAGUUCUAGAAAUCUGUAUUUAGAAGUUUGCAAUAGUUUGUAUUUAUUGUAUCAUAGAUUUAAUUUAUAGUGCCAUGCAUACAUUAAUUAGAAUAUAGGUGGAAAUUUAAUUUCCUAGGAUUUUUUACCAUUAAUUGUAAUUUAACAGAAUUUUCAUACUGUAUGCGAUAGAUCGCAGACAGUGCAUGUCCGAUCACAAAUAAUACAUUCUGAGACAAUUCAAUAUUCUUUUCA